AAUUAAACAUCAGAAGAAGUGUCUUGUCGCGUUGAAAUGUCGUGCUUAAUGCGCCUGAAGUCAGUCUGUAUGUGGGUGAUUUCAUACUGCAUUAUCAAACAAUGAAAGUGUAAUACGUGUAAUAUUAAGUGCCCACUGCCACCAGCUAAGAAAAAGGGAGAAAAAAAGACUGAUCUUCUGGAAAGACUAUACAGUUCGUUUGACUUUGUGGCAUAGUUGGUACCAGUCUGGCCAGUUUCAGUUACCCAUAGAACCAUCAUUAGCAACAAGAAUUUCAAUUUCAGCUGCCAGUCAGGUGGCCUUGUCUCAAAUAUUCUGCUAUAAUGUGGAGAUCUUCAAGACUACAAGGCACAGACUCAGAAGCUAGACAGAUUUAUUGACCAAGUGUGUUGACACACAAGGAAUUUGGUUCCAGCAGUUUGUGACUCUCAAAGGUCUGACAACCUGAAUAAUGGGAAAAAGCUGACCGAGUACAUGAGAAGUGUGGGGGAUUAGCGUUCUUUGGCACAAUGAGGAAAGCAAUGACAGCAUGCUAUAUGCCUUUGGGGAGGAGGUUUAUUGUGCCACUUGUGGUUGUGGGCUUAAUUUUCACUGGCAUACUAAACUUGCCCAUAUUCAAUGCCAGUCCAAAAUCUGUCAUGAUGUUUGUAGAUCCCAAUCAUCGAGAGCGUGUCCAUUCCUUUGUCAAGAGUGUGUUAUCCAAAGAAUGCAGACCAUCAUUUACAAGAAGGAGGAUUGAGAGUAUUUAUUCUAGUUCUGUGCCUGUAGCUGAGCCAUUCUUACAAAAAAACAGCAACUUAACAGAACAAAUAUUUGAGUAUCCACCACCAUUUGGAUUUCAGAACCUGCAACACAAGCUAAAAGAAGUCCUGGAUCUCAUACCCAUUUCCUUGUCAGAGAACACUGGAGGGCACGAUUGCCGUCGAUGUGUUGUAGUUGGUAAUGGAGGCAUACUUCGAGGACUGGAGCUUGGGCAUCUCCUCAACCAGUUCAAUGUGAUCUUAAGAUUGAACAGUGGCCCGGUGAGAGAUUUCAGUAGAGAUGUUGGAAACCGUACCACUAUCAGGAUGAGUUAUCCUGAAGGUACCCCGAAGACAUGGGAAGAUGUGGAUCCUCAGCUUCAGUUUGUAGCUGUCAUUUACAAAUCUGUUGAUUUCAACUGGCUUCAUGCUAUGAUCUCAAAAACAACAGUAUCACUUUGGGACAAGCUGUUUUUCUGGCAGAAGGUACCAGGUAGCAUCCCAGUUGAUCCUUCAAAGUUCCGUAUACUGAAUCCAGAGAUUAUCAGGGAGACAGCAUUGAAACUGCUACAAUACCCAAAUCCUAAGCCUCGGCGAUGGGGAUGGGAUCAGAAUGUUCCCACCUUAGGGGUAUCUGCUGUUAACCUGGCAACCUACUUGUGCGAUGAAGUCAGUUUAGCAGGCUUUGGCUACAACCUUAGCCAGAAGGAGAUGCCACUGCAUUACUACGAUAAACUACCAAUGACUGCUAUGUUGAAGCAAGCUAUGCACAAUGUGGACCAUGAGACAGUUUUUCUCCAGAGAUUGGUUGCAACUGGCAGCAUUUUGGACCUUACUGGGGGUGUACAUUGCAGUUUCUGCUCAAAAUAAAGCCACAUUGCACUAAUGUUGGGAUAUUUUGACAGCCCAAAGACAGAAUACAGUGUUUUACUUGCAAUUAAUACAUGUUGCAUUUUAUUUCUGUUACAUUGUUCUGAUUAGACUGGUGUUAUUAUAUACCGAUUGUGAAAGUGUAUUUUAUUUCAUAUUUUUAUUAAUUGCCAUGUACUUUAAUUUUCAUACUUUUUGCUUGUUUUUUUAUUUUUUUUAUAAAAAGGUUCGGACUCUGGUGGCCUAUCCAUAUGUGAAAAUCAUCUUAAAUUGAUGUGCCAAUCACUCUGGAAUUGGUUAAAUCAUCAGACCACUUGUCCUUUUUACAUUGCUUCUAUGUCCGAUCUUUAUGUUCUCUUUUUCCCCGAUUAGCCUCACUGAUUAGUGGAUAUCCAAAGGCUACACGGAUGUUUUAUCCCAGUUUUUGUCAUGUUGUACCUUUUAAAUGCUUUUACUUUGACUAUUAAACAUAGCUCUGUUUUUUUUUU
Molecule: messenger RNA, 2098 nt
Organism: Tachysurus fulvidraco (yellow catfish)
Lineage: Eukaryota; Metazoa; Chordata; Actinopteri; Siluriformes; Bagridae
Gene: st3gal5
Product: ST3 beta-galactoside alpha-2,3-sialyltransferase 5
Exons: 10
Coding region: 510-1610 (366 amino acids)
Molecular function (GO): lactosylceramide alpha-2,3-sialyltransferase activity
Source: RefSeq, a predicted model, not a curated record